AUGGAGACCCCUGUUGCUGAUUAUAAAGCUGUUAUUGAAGAUCAUUUAAAAGAAGGUAUCAUUAAGAAAGUCAUAACAUGUGAAGAAGGAAAACCUUCAUUUUAUUUGCCUCACAGGGCGGUAAUAAGGGAAGAUAAAACUACCACUCGUUUGAGAGUGGUAUUUGACGCGAGUUCUCGUGCCAAAGGACAGUUGUCGUUAAAUGAUUGUUUGCAUACUGGUAUCAAUCUCAUUCCAGAUCUUUUUGAGAUUUUAAUAGGUUUUAGAGAACAGGCUAUUACCAUAACUGCCGACAUAAAGAAGGCCUUUCUGCAAAUACAGAAUGCCGAGAAAGAUCAGAAUUGUACUAGCUUCUUCUGGACGGAAGAUUCGGAAAAGGAAGAAAAUGAAAUUUUCAAGCUGACUCGAGUUCUCUUCGGUGUCAUAUCAAGCCCCUUCCUCCUUGCAGCUACAAUACAACACCAUCUAAAGAGGCCAGAGAAUAAUUCUGAAAAUUUAGAAGAAACAGUUACUGGGCCUGAAGCAAGUUAUAAUACCUGA
Argiope bruennichi is the source of this 540-nucleotide messenger RNA. RefSeq lists its product as uncharacterized. The coding region runs from base 1 to 540 and encodes 179 amino acids. NCBI's taxonomy places the organism in Eukaryota, Metazoa, Arthropoda, Arachnida, Araneae, Araneidae. The record is from RefSeq and is a predicted model, not a curated record. The transcript has 3 exons.